This is a messenger RNA of Belonocnema kinseyi, 2288 nucleotides long. It is a transcript of the gene Atf-2, whose product is annotated as cyclic AMP-dependent transcription factor ATF-2. Gene Ontology annotation, molecular function: DNA-binding transcription factor activity, RNA polymerase II-specific; cAMP response element binding. The transcript has 7 exons. NCBI's taxonomy places the organism in Eukaryota, Metazoa, Arthropoda, Insecta, Hymenoptera, Cynipidae. The coding region runs from base 469 to 2058 and encodes 529 amino acids. The record is from RefSeq and is a predicted model, not a curated record. Gene Ontology annotation, biological process: regulation of transcription by RNA polymerase II.
AGAGAAAAUCUAGAUUCUAGAAUCUGCCUUUCCUAUUUUAAAACCCGUUUAAAUCAUUGUUGGUCCUUAUUGAGGAAAUACGAAGGCACAUCUUUAUGUAUUUUGACGAACAUAUUAUGCAUAAAGUUUGCCACAUAGUGACAGAAAAACGACAUUUCCUGUGGAAAUUCCGAUAUCUGUUUGACAGUUCUCAAGCUAUGAGAGGUUAUGUAUUCUAAUAGAAAUGGCUGGAAGUGACAAAAUAGUUCGUGUUUAUUAUUUAGAAUCCUUUAAAUUCGAAGAAGAAUUUAUUUGUUUUAUUUUUAUGAACCAUUAUACCAAUUCUUAAGAAUGAAACCAUCGAUACUACACUCACAUUCAUAUUUACAAUACGAAAUAAAAAAGUAAAGAUGUCGUGACUCCGAAGUGUCCUGUGAAAUGAAAUAAUUAUUUUUUACAAUAAAGGAUAAGAGUGUAUUAUUUUUUACGAUGGAUGACACUGGAAAGCCUUUCGCUUGUCCUUCACCAGGAUGUAAUAUGAGUUUUACAAACGAGGACCAUUUAACGGUUCAUAAAAAGAAACAUGACAUGAUUUUAAAUUUUGGAAUGAAUGGAAAAGGCAGCGCUUUUAUCGCCGAUCAAACUCCGACACCCACAAGAUUUAUCAGAAACUGUGAGGAAGUCGGUUUAUUCCAAGAUCUGCAAAGUGUAAACCCUUUCGAAGAAACUUUUCGUAGGGCAGUAGAAGCUGGAAAAACAGGAUCAAUCUCAGUUUCAGAAAUUGGAAUUGUAGACGAUACAUUACAUACUCCUCAUAUAUUUCCGCAUAUUGAGGAAAGCCCCUCCACAAAUCGUCAAGUUCUCCCCCAAACUACAAUUUCUGUACCCCCUACAAUUACUGUAACUGAAACUUCAAAUGAGACGAGUUCAACUAAAACGAAAAUACGCAGAAGUAGAGUGAGAAAAAAGAAUUCUAAAGCGGAGGAAGUAGUCAAGAAAUUAAAAAUUACAACUACUUGCACAAACAGUAUUGAAAAAACCGAGAGGAUUGUUGUUAAACAAACAAAUACUGCGAUCGUACCGAAAGUUCCUGCAGUUCAGGCACCAGCACCUUUAUCCAUAAAUGGCGAAGAAGUACAAUUAUUAUUAAAAACCUCAGAUGGUAAACUGCUACAACUAUCUGCAGCUCCUGUGGCUGACUCUCAAAGCAGCAUUAAUAGCACAAAUAAUCAGCGCUUGAUUUUAAAAACUGAGCCUCCUCUGAGGACUGCGAAAGAAGCGGAACAAAAAAGUACCGAAGCUUCGAAACUUUCCAUUGCAAAAAUGAAAUUGAAGCAAGCUCUAACAAAAGGCUUAUCAGAAACUGUAAAUGAGAAGAAGGAGAAAAUUGCUGAAAAAGUGAAAGAAUCCUCGCCAUCUAAGGAAAACCGGAGAAAGCAAUUUGACCAAAAACAAGACAUUUUAGAACGAAAUCGAGCAAGUUCGAUGCGCUGCCGAGCGAGGAGAAAAGCAUGGAUUCAAGAAUUGGAAACGACAGUGAAAAAUGUCAACGAUAGGAAUUCCUCUUUGCAAACAGAAGUUAAAUCUUUGCGAUCUGAGGUUGCGAAAUUGAAGGCUCUUCUCUUGGCGCACAAAGACUGUCCGAUUACGAAAGCGAUGGAAAAGGGAAAUAGUAUUGUCGUGGGUUCAAAAGUGAAUAUAAUUCCUGCGAAUGCGGAAAUGGUACCUGCCAUACCUAUUCCAAUCGAUGCGUCAAUUAAAAGAACUUCUCUUCCAGUUGAAGUGCCAAUUUUAACGACGAAAUUAAUCCUAUCAAGAGGAAAAAAUACAACCAUUUUACCCAACGAUAAAGGUGAUAAUAAAAUUACUGGGGCCUUGUCCAGGGCGAGGCUAUUCAAGAAACUGCCAGCUCUGAAAAUCGUCGAUGUCGAUCCGGGGAUGAUAAGCGAAAGGGAUGAGCAGUUUUUAAUUCUUCAGAGUUCUCCAGCGAGUGUAAGUAAGUUCAAUUCCAGGGACAUUAUCGAAAUGAAUCCGAUGAUUCAUGUGGAAAAUGCCGCAUCGAAAAGUACUGGAACGUAAAUGGAAAAAUGUAAAUAUUUAGGAAUUAGGAAAAUGUUUUUAAAACUUUUGUUUGUAAAAAGAAUGAGAAAAUACUCAAUGUAUGUCUGGAAAUUAUUGUUUAUUUAGUUUAAGGGUGUUGAAAUGUUUUGCCGUUUGAAUGAAAGCCAUUUUUCCGACUUGAAUCGCAUUCCCAUAUUUUUUUAAAGACAAUUUUCAAAUGCAAUUUUAAAAUGAGGGACUUUAAUUCU